This is a messenger RNA of Topomyia yanbarensis, 1600 nucleotides long. Its product is annotated as zinc finger protein 62 homolog. The transcript has 4 exons. Gene Ontology annotation, cellular component: nucleus. Lineage: Eukaryota; Metazoa; Arthropoda; Insecta; Diptera; Culicidae. Gene Ontology annotation, biological process: regulation of transcription by RNA polymerase II. The record is from RefSeq and is a predicted model, not a curated record. Bases 79 to 1593 code for a protein of 504 amino acids. Gene Ontology annotation, molecular function: DNA-binding transcription factor activity, RNA polymerase II-specific; RNA polymerase II transcription regulatory region sequence-specific DNA binding.
GCCGAUGGAUAGUAAACAAUCGAUUGUUCGACGUUAGUGGUUUCUAUUCUUAAAAUCGUUCCAAUUCUCUCGCUAAAAAUGGACACAGGACACAGAUCUCGACGUAGUUCACGAAGAAUGAAAGAAGAACCACCCAUCGACAUAGUAGACAUCAAAUUAGAACCACUAGAGAUCGAUGAUAUGAACAAUUACUCAUCGUUGGCCGUUGGCACUUCCCAAGAAGCAAAAAGCACAGGGACAACCAAACGAAAAUACAUGAAAUCACGAGCCACUCAAGUCAAACCGAAUUAUUACGGGAAUGAUAGUUUGAAUGUACCCAGCGUGUCUGGUGAGAACGAGCCAAUUAACCCAGUUUGUGGCGAACCCAUCGUACCACAAUGUCGAUUUUGUUUGCGAAGAGUUUCACGUGCGAAUCUCAAAAUAAUUCUUCCCAAACAUAAGCCUAAGGCACUAGCUGCCUUGAAAAUAAAAGUCUUCCCUGGAGAUGCAUAUCCGUUCGCAUGCUGCAACUGCUUGAACCUAAUAGAAAUAAUUUUGGAUUUUAAAAACACCGUGUCGAAAGCAAAAUACUUGCUGCUACAUGAGCGGAUGUACCUGGAGAGUGAAGGAUGGGACGAGGCGGAUAGUAUUGAUGCAAUUUCCAAAUGUAGAACUGUAGUGGAGAAACAUAAGAAUCAGAUCGAUUUAAUCCACGAGGAAAACGUAAAGCGAAAACAAUCCGAUUUGAAAUACAGUGUUGUAGAUGAUUUCAAACAGCUUGACGAUUCGGAGAAUCUUCAGCAUGAUGAACCCGGGAAAAGUCAGCAUGACGAUCUUGAAGAUCACCAGCACGGAAUUCCGAUUAUAAAAUGUGUUGAAUCGCUGAGGGUAGAAACGGUUCCGGAUGAACUCAUCCAUCAGGUGUCCGAGGAAAAAGAUUCGAUAAUGCAUUCCUCAGGUGAUGAAAAUGAGGAAUCAGAUUACGAGCCAUCAUCGGAUUCGCAAGAAGAUGAUGUUGGUAAAGUUUUAAAGAAAGCUGAAAAGCCUAAACAGCCCAGAACAAACAAUAAAGAGAAGCGAUCAGAAUCUGCACCUCGUGGCGAAUUAUGUGACCUUUGUGGACAGCGAGUAUGUGCACAGGCAGCAGAAUCGCAUAAAAAUCGUCAUUUAGGAAUUAAACCCUACAAAUGCCCAUCGGAAGGUUGUGAGUUGACUUUCUACAGCAGAGCGAAUCAAGUAUCACACGUAAAGCGUAUACACGAUGAAAAUGGAGUUCCAAUACACAAGUGUGAUAUCUGUGGGCGGUAUAUUCGGGGAGCCCUGAAAGUAAUUAACUAUCACAAGCGCAAGCAUGAGCAAAAGAAAGAGCACGUAUGUCAGUUUUGCGGAAAAGGAUUUACGAUGCGGCAGUAUUUGAAGCAGCAUGUCACCGUUGUGCAUACUGAGGUAUUUCCGCACGGAUGCAGCUAUUGUGGGAAAAAGUUCAAAUUAAAGUGGAGCAUGCUAGCGCAUGAGAAAAAUGUUCAUGAAAAGAAACUCUCUGCCGCAACGACACAGGAACAACAAUCAUCUAAUUGCGAAUUGGCGCAGGAUAGAAGUAAUGAUUAUGUGUAAAUAAAUG